Messenger RNA from Aspergillus costaricaensis CBS 115574, 1149 nucleotides. Its product is annotated as TFIIH/NER complex subunit TFB4. Gene Ontology annotation, cellular component: transcription factor TFIIH holo complex; transcription factor TFIIH core complex. The record is from RefSeq and is a predicted model, not a curated record. NCBI's taxonomy places the organism in Eukaryota, Fungi, Ascomycota, Eurotiomycetes, Eurotiales, Aspergillaceae. The coding region runs from base 1 to 1149 and encodes 382 amino acids. Gene Ontology annotation, biological process: regulation of DNA-templated transcription; nucleotide-excision repair. The transcript has 2 exons.
AUGAACACCAUCGACGCAACAGAACACUACGAAACCAGCGCCCACGACCGUCCCCCCUCCCUUCUCACCAUCAUCCUCGACACAAACCCCCACGCCUGGGCACUCCUAUCCCCAACCCUCCCCCUCUCCACCGCCAUCGCCAACAUCCUCGUCUUCAUCAACGCCCACCUAGCAAGCAACUACGCCAACGAAGUGGCCGUAGUAUCCUCCCACACCUCCCAAGCAACAUGGCUAUACCCAGUCGAAAAAUCCUCCAACAACAACAACCUCGACCCCGACGGCGACAUCCCCAUGCCCACCCAACAACCACAACCCCCCAGCACAACAACAACAACCACCAACAUAAACAAAUACCGACCCUUCCGCAUCGUCGAAGAACAAGUCUCCAGCCACCUCCACAACCUAAUGACCCAAACAACCCCCUCAACCCUCCAAUCCACCACCUCCACCAUGAUGGCCGGCGCAUUAACCCUCGCACUAAGCCACAUCAACCGACGCACACUAGCAUGGAAUGAAGCGCACGGAGGGGACAUCGACACCUCCAACCCCAACGACCCAUCAUCUACCACAUCCACAUCCUCAUCCUCAAAUACAAAAGGAACCGCGGAGUCCACCCUCCAAUCACGCAUCCUCAUCCUCUCCGUAUCCAGCUCCACAGGCUCAGCGCAUCAAUACAUCCCAAUCAUGAAUGCCAUAUUCGCCUGCCAGAGACUUCAUAUUCCGAUUGAUGUGUGCAAGGUAUCUGGUGAUGCGGUGUUCCUGCAGCAAGCGUCGGAUGCGACCAAGGGGGUGUAUAUGGCGUUGGAUGAGCCGAAGGGGUUAUUGCAGUACUUGAUGAUGGCGUUUUUGCCGGAUCAGAGGAGUAGACGGCAUUUGGUGCUGCCGACGAGGGUGGAUGUGGAUUUUAGGGCCGCGUGUUUUUGUCAUAGACGGGUCGUGGAUGUGGGGUUUGUGUGUUCUAUUUGUUUGAGUAUUUUUUGUGAGCCGUUGGGGGAUGGGGUUUGUUUGACUUGCGGGAGUCGGUUGGAUGUUAGUGAUUACGGGGCGAAACCGGCUGUCGUGGCGAGAAAGAAGAAGAAGAAGAAGGUCAAGGGGAAUGGAGUGUCUGCGGCAGGGACGCCUACUCCUACGCCGACGCCGGGGCCGUGA